Molecule: messenger RNA, 2110 nt
Organism: Coregonus sp. 'balchen'
Lineage: Eukaryota; Metazoa; Chordata; Actinopteri; Salmoniformes; Salmonidae
Source: the annotation of a GenBank genome assembly
UCGAAGCAGAGGUCAUAGAACUCAGAGAGAACAAGCUUCAAGAGGAUGACACUGUCCAGAAACUAAAAGAAGAGAUGAAACAGUUCAGGGAGGAGAGCAGAGCAUCUAUUGUUAAUUUAGAAAGCAGAAUGGACAAACUGAGUCAGACAAAUGAUGACCUCAGAGACCAUCUGAGCACAACAAGAAAGGAGCUAGAACAAAGAGAGAGGUACAUUGACCCCCUCAACCAGGAGCUGGUCAAUAUGUCCUCUGCAUCUAGAGAACAUGUCCACCAGCCUGGUACAACACAAGCAGAACAUGAGACCAGCAUGGCCUCCACCACACAGCCUGAUGACACUGCACCAGCCUCCCAGUCUGCUCCAGCCCAGGUCAACCUACCAGCCUCCCAGUCUGCUCCAGCCCAGAUCAACCUCCCAGUCUGCUCCAGCCCAGAUCAACCUCCCAGUCUGCUCCAGCCCAGGUCAGCCGACCAGCCUCCCAGUCUGCUCCAGCCCAGGUCAACCUACCAACCUCCCAGUCUGCUCCAGCCCAGAUCAACCUCCCAGUCUGCUCCAGCCCAGAUCAACCUCCCAGGCUGCUCCAGCCCAGGUCAACCUCCCAGUCUGCUCCAGCCCAGGUCAACCUACCAGCCUCCCAGUCUGCUCCAGCCCAGGUCAACCUACCAGCCUCCCAGUCUGCUCCAGCCCAGAUCAACCUCCCAGUCUGCUCCAGCCCAGAUCAACCUCCCAGUCUGCUCCAGCCCAGGUCAACCUACCAGCCUCCCAGUCUGCUCCAGCCCAGAUCAACCUCCCAGUCUGCUCCAGCCCAGAUCAACCUCCCAGUCUGCUCCAGCCCAGGUCAGCCGACCAGCCUCCCAGUCUGCUCCAGCCCAGGUCAACCUACCAGCCUCCCAGUCUGCUCUAGCCCAGGUCAACCUCCCAGUCUGCUCCAGCCCAGAUCAACCUCCCAGUCUUCUCCAGCCCAGAUCAACCUCCCAGUCUGCUCCAGCCCAGAUCAACCUCCCAGUCUGCUCCAGCCCAGGUCAGCCGACCAGCCUCCCAGUCUGCUCCAGCCCAGGUCAACCUACCAGCCUCCCAGUCUGCUCUAGCCCAGGUCAACCUCCCAGUCUGCUCCAGCCCAGAUCAACCUCCCAGUCUUCUCCAGCCCAGAUCAACCUCCCAGUCUGCUCCAGCCCAGAUCAACCUCCCAGUCUGCUCCAGCCCAGGUCAGCCGACCAGCCUCCCAGUCUGCUCCAGCCCAGGUCAACCUACCAGCCUCCCAGUCUGCUCUAGCCCAGGUCAACCUCCCAGUCUGCUCCAGCCCAGAUCAACCUCCCAGUCUUCUCCAGCCCAGAUCAACCUCCCAGUCUGCUCCAGCCCAGAUCAACCUCCCAGUCUUCUCCAGCCCAGGUCAACCUACCAGCCUCCCAGUCUGCUCCAGCCCAGGUCAACCUACCAACCUCCCAGUCUGCUCCAGCCCAGAUCAACCUCCCAGUCUGCUCCAGCCCAGAUCAACCUCCCAGGCUGCUCCAGCCCAGGUCAACCUCCCAGUCUGCUCCAGCCCAGGUCAACCUACCAGCCUCCCAGUCUGCUCCAGCCCAGAUCAACCUCCCAGGCUGCUCCAGCCCAGAUCAACCUCCCAGGCUGCUCCAGCCCAGAUCAACCUCCCAGUCUUCUCCAGCCCAGAUCAACCUCCCAGGCUGCUCCAGCCCAGAUCAACCUCCCAGUCUGCUCCAGCCUCCCAGUCUGCUCCACCCAGACAGUCACCCACAACUGCAAUCCUUAUCGAUUUAAAUGGGAAGUUCUUGGUCCAGGAAAGAUUAUUCCCUAGACACCAGGUGUAUAUGUUCCGGUGUCCUACAACUGACAGUGCAAUGCAGCUACUCAGUCAGACCAGGAUUGACACCCCCGACAACAUCAUCAUCCACACUGGUGAAAAUGUAUCUGGGGCAGUGAGAAGAGUGGCAGAACGAGCACAGGCUAUGUUCCCAACAACCAAUAUAGUUGUGUCCACCCUCCUACCAAGAAAAGACUUUCCAGGAAAGUUGAUCGAAAAAAAUAAAUCAACAGAUCACUGUGGACUGUGCCUCACUGCUCAACAUCAGAACGGCUCACCACCCCACUCUGACAUG